AUGACUACGACAUUAUCUAAUGCUGGAGAACUUCGUGAACAAGGAAAUCAAGCAUUUAAACAAGGACAUUUUCAAGAAGCAAUUGAUCGUUAUACAGAUGCAAUAAAUAUUCUUCAUGAUCAACAAUUAAAUGAAACAAUUAGAAAUGAUUUAACUAAAUGUCAUAGCAAUCGUUCACAAUGUUAUAUUAAUUUAGGUCAAUAUGAAGAUGCUGUUGAAGAUGCAACAAGAGCACUUGAGUAUACACCUGCUGAUCAAAAAUCAUUGUUUCGUCGAGCAAAUGCUUUUGAACGUAUGGGAAAAUUAAAUGAAGCUAUAUCCGAUGCUCAACGAUUAAUGUCUGUUUCAUCAAAAGGCGGAUCUCCAGAUGAACAAACAUAUAAUCUUUUACGAAAAUUACGUGAAAGUGCACAGAGCAAAAUUUCACAACAAACACAAUUAAAUAAUCAAAUUCAACAAAUGUUUGAAACUAUUAUUUCUAAAUCAAAUCAACAAGAAACUGCAAUAAAUAAUCUUGUUGUUGUAUCACGUGAUACUCCUGGUGCCGAAGCAAUUCUUAAUUAUGAUAUUGAUCUAAAACAUAUGAAAGAGUUUAUUCAACGAGAUGAUCGAACUUCUGUUCUUGGUACAUUGAGAAUAUUGGCUGCAAUUGUUAAAAAUUCAUAUAGACGAGCUGAAACAGUUUAUAAUAAACUUGGUUUGAAACCAAUUGCUCGUUGUUUUGCAAUGAAUGAUGCAGAAAUACCAACAAAUGCAUCUAUAUUAAUUAGUAAUAUGAUUAUGUCAAUAUGUGAUUUUGAAAAUCGACGAAAAGUUCGUAAACCUGUUAAUGUUUCAUACAAUUUUGAUCCAUAUGUUACUGAAUUUAUUAAUGAAACAUUUCGUAUGUUACUUGAUUUAAUUGAUGAUAAAACAUGUUCAGGUAUUGGACGUGAUUGUUGUCUUGAUCUUAUUGUUAAAUAUGUUGAUAAGGCAAGUGGUUGUGAUUGGACAAGCAAAUUUAUUCUAUCAGGUGUACCCAAAGUAUUACGAGUAGCAUCAACAGUACCAAAUUUACCUGAUACUGAAAAAAAACAAUAUCCACUAACAGAACAAACUAAAAUGCAUAUAUCAUGUGUUUUAAGUACUGUUUAUCAUGAUUUAUGUUCGGAUAGAGAACGUGAAAAUUUCAAUAAUGAAUGUAUGGAAUUUAUCAAAGCGUUACGUGAAAGAGAUGAUGUUCAAUCACGCAUCCGAACAAUAGCUGCUUUGUCUGUUUUACUACAAGGCCCUUUUGAUACCGGAAAUGCUAUCUUAGGUAGUCAAAAUUUAGUAGACCUUAUGAUACAAAUGGCUGGUUCAGGUGAUCCUUUACAAGAACUUAUUGCAGUUGAAGCUAUUGUUUUAUCAGCUUCAAAAAAAGAUAAAGCUGCUGGUAUUUUAUCAUUAGGUUCAGAAGUUCUCAAAGAUCUUUAUCAAUCAGCUAAUGAACAAAUAAAAGUUAUUGCACUUGUGGGUUUAUCUAAAAUUGCAUCAAGUAAAGGUACAGAUUCAAGUGCAAAUCUUGUUACUGAAGGUUCAUGUCAAACACUUGCUCGAGCAUGUUCCAAGUUUUUAACUACAAGUGGAAAGUUCGAAAUUCGUCGUUGGGCAGCUGAUGGUCUUGCUUAUUUAACUUUAGAUGCUGAUGUUAAAGAAGAAUUUGUUGAUAAUCUUCCAGCAUUAAAAUCACUUUUUAAUUUAUGUCAAUGUGAUGAUGCACAUGUUCUAUAUUCAAUAACAACAAUAUUUGUUAAUUUAACAAAUACAUAUGAUACACGAAAACCAGAAAAAGAAAUGACUGAAUUAGCUACCUAUGCUAAACAGCAUGUACCUGAAGAAAAUCCUAAAGAUGCUAAUGAAUUUGUUGAAGAACGUCGUCGAAAAUUAGUUGAAGCUGGAAUAAUACCUGUUUUAGUACAAUUAUGUAAACAUAAAAGUAGUAAUUGUCGAGAACAAGUAGCACGAGUUUUUCUUGGUCUUUGUGAAAAUGAAAAAUAUCGAGGACCUAUUGUUGCUGCUGGCGGAGGAAAAUCUUUACUUCCACUUGCCUUGGAUGGUACACCUGUUGGCAAAACUAAAGCAGCUCAAGCAUUAUCUAAAAUAGCGAUUACAACUAAUCCAGAAAAUGCUUUUCCUGGUCAACGUGUAUGUUAA
Messenger RNA from Rotaria sp. Silwood1, 2175 nucleotides. NCBI's taxonomy places the organism in Eukaryota, Metazoa, Rotifera, Eurotatoria, Philodinida, Philodinidae. The record is from the annotation of a GenBank genome assembly.